Mya arenaria is the source of this 4425-nucleotide messenger RNA. RefSeq lists its product as uncharacterized. Bases 140 to 1168 code for a protein of 342 amino acids. Gene Ontology annotation, molecular function: lipid binding. The record is from RefSeq and is a predicted model, not a curated record. The transcript has 4 exons. Gene Ontology annotation, biological process: lipoprotein metabolic process; lipid transport. Lineage: Eukaryota; Metazoa; Mollusca; Bivalvia; Myida; Myidae. Gene Ontology annotation, cellular component: extracellular region; membrane.
CGGACUAUUAAUUCUCAUUACGACUUAGAUCUUUAUUGAAACAGGCCUGAGAACGAAGGAUUGGGUGUUUAAAAUCAAUAUCCGUACUUGUUCUAUUCAGGUCGUGCUUAUUGAUAUCUGCAGGCGAAUAUUUUAAGACAUGGAGUUUCCUUCAAAAAGGCAAGUGCACGAUCGGAUAGAGAGCAAACUUGCGAAUUGGAAGCGCAAACGUCAAAACACCAUCGACAUUUUGCAAGGAUGUGCCCAAAAAAUUGGUAAAUGUGACGUGGAAAAAGCUGAUAAGGAUGGAUUAUCAUCUGCAAUGUCACUUACAAGCAGUAUCUUUGGUCUUGCUGGAGUUUUGCUGGCACCAGUUACUGGGGGUGGAUCUUUUUUAUUAUCGCUUGCAGCUUCCGGAUAUGGGGUCGCAUCUAUUGCGCAAAGCUAUGUUUCAGAAAAGGAUUUCAAGGUGUUAGUCGAAAAAGAGCUUGAAAUUGCCAACAAAGCCAUUGAGGAAGACUGUAGAGAAACUGGACAUUUGCUAGACAUUGUUCAACCCCUGCUCAAUAUCAUUGAUGUCCUCCCAAUACAAAGAAUGGAACAAAUUCUACAAACCGUUUUCAAAGUUUCAAUUUCGGAAUUCGUGUCGCGCAUAGACAUUUUGCAAUCUCCGUAUAUUGCCGUACCUAAGACUGUUUUAACUCUAGUCGGUACAUGGCAUGCUUGCGCAACUUCAUCAAAUGUCGUUCGUAAGAUAUCGACACAGACAUUGGUAACAAAAUCAAGCACCGCUGUCAUAAGCAAAAGUGGAACGGCUAUAGUAUCAAAGAAAUCGUUCAAAUUCGCUCAGAAGCAAACGGUUGUUGUAAGUAAAGGGAUAAGCAAAUUCGGAGUAGCUUGUAAUCUGAUUACAGUUCCUCUAGAUGUUUAUGGCAUUGUCGAGGCGUCUAACCGUGGUAAGUCAGAACUAGAAUAUGAGCUUAGGAAAACAGCUAAACAUCUCCAAAACGAGGUCACGUCAAUUGAGGAUAUUAUUUCACGUACUCCCGAUAUUUACGAGAAAUUAGAGGAAUUAAAAACAGCAUAUUUCAAGUCUCUUCAAUCUGAUGAGCGAUUCUUUGCGCGCAAACAUGACUUUGAAGAGCACCUAAAUGAUUUUGCGAGAAACACCCAAUAUGUCUACAAAUAACGUAGAACACAUACAAAACGGAAAACAUGCAAAUACAUCGAUGUACCCGAUUCAAAAUAUAUUUAAAAGUAUGCUGUUGUCUCCCGUUUGAAAACAAAACUCUAUCAGAAACAUGUACAAAAGUGUUCCUAAAAGGACAAUUUAAAUGUCGUGUAUAACAUCUAAAUUCGACGGAACCAUACUUCUUUUAAGAAACGUCUGAUGCACCCUCAAGUGUAAUUUAAAAUUGUGAAAAAGCCUCCCAUUUUCAUUUAUUCGAAGCUUACUUGAUCAUUCAUUUGCAUAAUAAAUGUUCAUUAUAAACAUUUGAAUUGACCAGCAAUACAAAUUUACAGAAAAGUGCAGAGACGAAACCUCCUCUUUAUGGGCAAACAAUAUCAUUUCAGUUUUGUUUAAUCAUCAUGUGUGUUCGAAUGACAAAUAUCAUUUCCAACAACUAGUUAAGGAUAACAUUUUACGGGUGAUUAAGAAACGACAUAUAAGUAUGUCUAGCUGUUUGUCCCUAUUUUCCUGGUUGCCAUAACAGCAUUGUUCAUAAUUAAAAAAGACCAACCGUUGCACUAUACAUAAUUCAUUUGCGUGUAUCGUUUUCUUUCCAAUCAAUUUCCUAAAAAAUGUUAAAUCAUGCUGUUGCGUUAUUUCAGAUAAAAGUAUGUUUUAUCAUUAUAAAUGCGUAAUUAUUUAACAUGGGAGUACUACUGACACUAUAUCGCCAUAUGCAUAUCCAUCCAUUUGGUCAUGACAUUUGAGCAUGCACUCUUUAUGUCUUUACUAUUUUGAGAAUUGUAUUUUGAAGGAAUUACAAAUUAAAUAAAAAAUAACAAAUAGCAAGGUUCGUUGAUUACUGGAAAAUGUUGGCUCGUGAAAUGUUUGUUCAACGGUGUAAUUGAAUUUUGAAUUACUUAAGUAUAAUCUACCCUCGAGAUACUUUAUGCUGAUCAAUAUCGAUGUUUUUUUUUGAUUCAAUAGUUAUUUUUUAAUAUUAUAUUUAUUGUUUAAAGGUUUGCAAAUGCAAUGUCUUGUGUGUUAUUUUUAUUUUUAUUGUAGUGUAGUAAUGUUAACCUAUCUUUUUUGCUAUACUAAUAUUUGGUAUAAAUAUGUGUAUGUAUUGUGCACUGGAAUGACAAUUAUGAAUAUGUUUUUAUUCAAAAUUUGUGGAAAGGUAAUUCAACCAUCAUAAAUACAAAAAAUGCCCUCACGUAAAAUCUAAUUAUAACGUUACAAUAUGUUAAGCUGUAAAGAGCUUUUCAUAAAUGCAUCACGACAUCUAAACAUCUUAAGUAGACUAAUUCAUCUAAGUAUCCUGGCCCCAAUUUCUCGAAACUUUUUAAGCUUAUUUCAAUAAGCCAAAAUACAUACUGAAAAUGGAUUUUGUUAAAUGAAAAAUGGUUUAUUCUGAUAAACAGAUACAGAUUAUUCUUACAUAAUUUCUGAAAAUUCUUGAAGUAAAUAUAACACAUUUUAUAGAACAACAAUAAUAGUGAGAUUAGCUUAAUCCUAUUAUAAGGGACUUAAGACGUUUCGAGAAAUUGGGGCCUGGUGAUGGGUGGCUUACCUUAAGGUUAUAUAUUUAUGAGGUUUUUUUUAAUGCGUCGAUGCUAUAUGAACGCAAAAGGGCACGCGAGCGAUUUCCAUGAAGGCAUCCCUUCUUUGCUCACUUGACCUUCUACAUUCAUACAAUAUGAAGGUUAAGAUUUAUCUAUACAAAGAACUUGGAAAAUGUAAAUAUGGAGAUUUGUGUGUACCAAAAAGUGAUAUUUACUUGUUCAAACAAUGAAAUAAGUGAAUUAGUAAAUAUUUGAUAUUUUUUGAUGUUUUGAUAUUUGAAUGUUUGUAAUAAUUGAUUGUUUCAAUGUGAGAUUGCAAUAUAACAACAACCAAAUGUUAUACUUUUCACUAAAGCACUCCUGAAAAUACCGUAUGUUUCAUACUCGGUAAAAAAUGCGAUUUAACACUGUAACAAACAAUUAUCGUGUUUGUGUAUAGUUACACUGCAGUGGUAUCACUUUAUUAUUGUUUGUACAUAAGUUUUGGUCCACAUCAUAAAUAUUUUUCAAAUUAUCUAAUUUGUUAAUCGCGUUAUUACUUGUACAAUUUUAUUUUGAGAAAAAAAUAUGAACACCGGAUUCUUUUAACACAUCAAGUGCAGCCCACUAAACGCUUUUUACAUUUUACAAAUUAAAUGACGCAUAUGGUGAUAAUAUUGUUUAUGUAAUAUAGUGUUAAAAUUCGUGAUGCUAUUGUAAUUUAUAUAAUUAUAUAUUAUAUGCUCUGUCAAAAGAUGAUUUAUAGGGAUUAAUGUUUUACAUACGCGCUUAAAGGACCGCAUCGUAACAAUGCAUAAGUUUGUUAUUUUAAAUUCACCUCAACCCUACUGAUGUCAAUUCUGAAAUUAUCAACUAUGUGUACUGUAACACUGCAAUCGUUAAUUUGUAUUGUUUGUAUAUAAUUUUUUGAAAACACCAUGUAAGUUUUGCAUACAUUUUUAUAUAGUUAUUGAAGAGUGGGCAUAUAUUAUUUUUAUGGCUGUUGGUGUUUAAUAAACAUGUAUAUAGGAUUAUUUCAUGUACAUUUAACUUCCGUUAAAUCGAUUUUAACCUGACUAAUGAAACGAACGAAAAUAUAUAUAGCUUUUGACGCUUUGAUUUUAAGUGUUUGUAUAAAGUUAUUUGAAAACAGCAUGGAAGUUUGCACUGAAUCCUUCUUAUGAUUGUGGGUAUUAAUAUGUAGAUUGGGUUAUUUCAUUUGUGUUCGAGGAAAACUGAUAUUGAUAUAGCGUACCGUACGUACAUUAGAUGCAAAUUUAUACUUCCAACAUAGAUAUAUGAAGCUCAAAUCACAGUCAUGAUUAUUAUUAAAGAACAAAAUAUUAUUACGUCUGUCAAUGAUUAUUACUGACCUUUAAAGACAGAAAAUGUGUUUGUUUUUGGGAAAUAAAGCACCAUCCAAAUACCAAGAAACGUAACGUACGAUCGCUUUUUUAAAUAUAUAUAUAUUUUGGAAGCGUAACAGACUGUUGCUUUUACUGCUGUUUUUAUAUAUGGAUUAUUGCUUCAGCCAAUGCAAAUAAUACAAUUUUUUCAGUUGUGAUUUUAACAAAGUAAUAAAGGAAAACACAUGACCUUGACAUAUUUUCUCUUACACUGAUAUAUAAAAAUGUUUUUACAUUUUAAUUAAACAACACUUUUUGUUAAUUAAUAUCACAAUUGUAUGUAUCGUGCGUUUUAACAGUUGUAGUAAAGCCUAUUUAACCAAUA